Messenger RNA from Colletotrichum chrysophilum, 963 nucleotides. RefSeq lists its product as uncharacterized. Bases 1 to 963 code for a protein of 320 amino acids. The record is from RefSeq and is a predicted model, not a curated record. NCBI's taxonomy places the organism in Eukaryota, Fungi, Ascomycota, Sordariomycetes, Glomerellales, Glomerellaceae. The transcript has a single exon.
AUGGCGACCUUUAUUAAAGCUGUUCCUUCCACGAUCCUCAUUUUCGGGGCUUCUGGGCACAUUGGAGGACCGCUUGCGCAGUUCUUGGCCCGCGAAGCGCCUGAGACUAAACUGCGCCUGGCCACCAGCAACGACUCGAAGAAAGCGCAACUUCAAUCUGCCUUCCCAGACGCCGAAGUUGUUGUCGCCAACUAUGCCGAUGCAUCAUCUCUGUCGGCUGCCGUAACCGGCGCGGAGGGAGUCUUCGUGAUAACGCCCCCUGGACUCCACGAGGAAAAGCCCAUGACAGACUUGGUCUCUGCGCUGAAGCAAGCGGGCAGUGCAACUCAGAUAAUCCGCUUCCUGGGCUUGUUCCCGGAAUUCCCAUCGUCGAAGAUCCCCCCUGAGCUUGGCCCUGGCUCCCUACCCGUCGAGCACCGGAUAGCGCAGAAGAUCUUCGACGACAGCGGGCUUCCUGUGACGUAUGUCAACUGCGGAGCCACUUUUAUGGACAACCUUGCAAUCCAGAUGCGAGCCGUCUUAGCGAAGAAGACAGUCAUCUGGCCUGAGCAUCGUGUGCCGUGGAUGGAUCCGAGGGACGUUGCUGAGGUUGUUGGGAGGCUUUUCCUCUCUACGAAUGCUAAGCACAUUGGGGCCUUUCACACCAUGAACAACGGGCACGACUUGAUGACCUUCAAAGAGCUGUCAAUUAUCAUGUCAGAAAUCUUUGACGAGCCUAUUGGGUAUGACGGAAGCCACGAAGCGUUUGCUGGCUUUUACGGCAAAGUUAUGGGUCCUCAUUUGUCGCAAGUCCUGUGGAAUUUCUUCAAAUUUGAAGAGGCGCACGAGGAGGUCUGGGCCCUGAACAAUUUCGUUGAGAGGACGAUUGGAAGGAAGCCUGUGACUGUGAGACAGUGGCUUUUGGAACACAAAGAUGAUCUUAAGCGUGGGGAGGGAGAUCUCGGAUGGGCCGCGCGGGGAUGA